AUGUCUCAAGUCACGAUGGUGGACUUUUUCGGCGGGGCAAUUCGGGGGGUGGUGCCACAGGGCUGGAUUGACGGCAGCGACCUCCGUGAGGUCCCAGAUCAUCAAGAGCUCUUUCUAUCUCCCAGCACGCUCUCCACAUUCAUCAUGGAGAUCAAUCAACGCGUGUCACGAGAAGAAGCCCUCUCCACCUUCGCCACCAUCAACCACCAGCAUCCUAGUCUGUCCACCGCAGGCAACGGUGUCGCAACUUGGACCACCCCGGAGACGGUCGAUCAAGGUGCAGCACUGCACCACCUGAAUGAUCUCUGCGACGAAGGCGAUGCGAUGCAGAUCGUGACCCCGCCUACACGCGUGGUUCCGGCUCGAUUGUCGGGGUCAGCGCCGCCUGGAUCGUCCGUCACCGCGUACAGGGGCAUUGUGCAGUUUCUGACGACGGGUCGGCGGCGUGGCACAAUCGGUGCUGUUACUGACUCGGCUGUGGCUGGAGCGGCGAUUGACGGGCCAUCGUCUGGUGGGGUGCAGGUCUCCAAGGUAACCUGUCAUUAUCUGUUGGUGAGGCUGGAGGCACAGGAGACUGAUUUGGUGAUGUUUUUCAAUGUGCCACAUGAGGAAUUUGAUAAAAAUGGCGACGCGCAGGGCUUGUCGAGGGAAGAGGCGGUUGGGGAAAAUACCGUGGCCGCGCUGGUUGAUCAGUUGGAGAUUCGCGACUGGAGUUUGUUUGUGUGA
This is a messenger RNA of Penicillium oxalicum, 726 nucleotides long. RefSeq names its product Ran GTPase-binding protein MOG1 (gene mog1). The record is from RefSeq and is a predicted model, not a curated record. Gene Ontology annotation, biological process: protein import into nucleus. The coding region runs from base 1 to 726 and encodes 241 amino acids. The transcript has 2 exons. Gene Ontology annotation, cellular component: nucleus. NCBI's taxonomy places the organism in Eukaryota, Fungi, Ascomycota, Eurotiomycetes, Eurotiales, Aspergillaceae. Gene Ontology annotation, molecular function: guanyl-nucleotide exchange factor activity; small GTPase binding.